AUGGUUGAUUUUAAUGUGCAAGGAAAGACCGCGGUAAUUACGGGGGGAACUAGAGGUUUAGGGCUUUACUGUGCCGAAGCUUUAGCUCUUAAUGGUGCAUCCACGGUGGUGAUUACCUCAAGAAAGAAGAACGCUUGCGAGGAAGCUAAGAAAUAUCUUGAAAAGAUUUCAAAAGAAAAUGGCAAAUCACCCAAAAUUAUAGCCAUUGCAGCAGAUAUUGCGGAUGAAGAGCAAGCUAAAAAGUUUUUCGAAGAGACAUCGAAACACAUUACUAAGUUGGAUAUACUCAUAGCUAAUGCUGGUGCUUCAUGGGGUGCACCUUUGGAGCAGCAUCCGGUUUCAGCAGUCAAGAAGGUGCUAGACUUGAAUGUAGUUGCAGUUUACCACACUAUUCAAUUGUUUACUCCUUUACUUGAAGCAGCAGGAACCCCAGAAGACCCUUCCAGAAUCUUGAUUAUGUCUUCAGUCGCAUCCAUUGUAGUAGCUGAGCCUAUUGGAACUUACGGAUAUUUAGCCUCAAAGGCAGGUGUUUCUCACUUAGGUAAAAAUUUGGCUCUUCAAUUGGGACCUAGAAAUAUCAACGUCAACUCUUUAGCUCCCGGAUUCUUCCCUACUAAAAUGUCCAACGGCCUCUUGGAAGUAGCUGGUGAUAUGAUGAUAGAGAGUAAUCCUAGAAAGAGAUUGGGUGUAAAGGAAGAUAUCGAAAAUGCUGUCCUAUUCUUGUGCUCCAAGCAAUCCUCCUACAUCAAUGGAAUUGUAUUACCUAUUGACGGAGGUGCACACUUGGGGGGUGCGUUUGUGGGUUCCAAGCUAUAA
Messenger RNA from Priceomyces carsonii, 816 nucleotides. RefSeq lists its product as uncharacterized. The transcript has a single exon. NCBI's taxonomy places the organism in Eukaryota, Fungi, Ascomycota, Pichiomycetes, Serinales, Debaryomycetaceae. Bases 1 to 816 code for a protein of 271 amino acids. The record is from RefSeq and is a predicted model, not a curated record.